Molecule: messenger RNA, 1172 nt
Organism: Lates calcarifer (barramundi perch)
Lineage: Eukaryota; Metazoa; Chordata; Actinopteri; Centropomidae
Product: trypsin
Exons: 5
Coding region: 96-890 (264 amino acids)
Biological process (GO): proteolysis
Molecular function (GO): serine-type endopeptidase activity
Source: RefSeq, a predicted model, not a curated record
GAGUGCAGGUGCAAUGCCUUCCCAUUAAGAUUAGACGAGUAGCACACAGGUGAAGCCUCUGUCUGCGUGUAGACUGCUGUUCCCAUUGACUCACUAUGGACCUGCCAUCUUUACUACUUUGUAUAUUGUUGGAAAUCCUGGCUAUAAAUUGUCUAGACCUUGCACAGGAACGUAUAGUGGGAGGAUACGCACCAGUUCCACAUUCAAUCAAGUACAUUGUGUCGAUACAAACAACUGAGCGUCAGCACUUCUGUGGAGGAUCCUUGAUAAAUAAGUACUGGGUAAUCACAGCAGCACACUGCAACAUUGGGGUAAACAAAAUGAUGAUAGUAGCAGGAGACUACUCCCUGACCAUCUAUGAGGGGACAGAGCAAGAAAUCAUGCCCCAUCUUUUGGUGCCCCACCCUGAGUACAACAGCCAUACAGACAACAAUGACAUUAUGCUUAUAAAGCUGAGGGCCCCAGUCUACCUGAACAGCUACGUCUCCAUCGCUCUCCUGCCCAGGCAGGGCGCCACCAUUGCAGAGGGCCGAAUGUGUCGAGUGUCAGGCUGGGGAUACACCAGCCCCAGCGGAGGCCAGAUCCCCUCAACCCUCCGCACUGUUAAACUCCCCAUCGUCUCCACAGAAAAAUGCAACAGCAGUGAGUCCUUUAACGGCAACAUCACAGAAAACAUGAUCUGUGCUGGUUACAGCACUGGUGGAAAGGAUGCCUGUCAGGGGGACUCUGGGGGUCCGCUUGUGUGUGAAGGCCGGGUCUACGGCGUGGUUUCCUGGGGGAGAGGUUGUGCUGAUGCACAGUUUCCUGGAGUCUACACUGCUGUGUCCAAGUACCGCAGGUGGAUAGACAACACCAUAUUUAGCUACUACAGCAGGUGUGACAAGGAGUAGAACCCAGCGUUACUGAGAUUAAGACAAAACACUCAGUGGAGAUUUGAGGUUCAUUUUAGUUUAGCCUGCUUUGAUUUAAUAUGUAUGUUCUUUUUAUCAUUUGUGCACAUUUGAUAAUAUGUUCAUGUGUUAAAGAAAUAGAUCAACAUUUUGGGAAAUACACCUGUUUACUAACUUGACGAGAUAAAUAUCAAAUGCUAAAUAUGAAACUACAACAAGCAGACAGUUAGCGUAUCUUAGCAUUAAGACUGGAAGCAAGGGCAAACAGAAUCCACCUCCCAG